This is a messenger RNA of Mugil cephalus (flathead mullet), 1666 nucleotides long. Its product is annotated as protein lifeguard 3-like. The transcript has 12 exons. Bases 134 to 1111 code for a protein of 325 amino acids. Gene Ontology annotation, cellular component: endoplasmic reticulum; Golgi apparatus; membrane. The record is from RefSeq and is a predicted model, not a curated record. NCBI's taxonomy places the organism in Eukaryota, Metazoa, Chordata, Actinopteri, Mugiliformes, Mugilidae. Gene Ontology annotation, biological process: negative regulation of apoptotic signaling pathway.
CAGCAAACAUAUCCAGUUACAAAGAUGACAUACUCCCGUGGAGCGAGACUGCAAACCUCCGAGGAGGGAGAGGACUGAAGGACACUCUUCUUCCAUCUCAGGCUAAAACCACAAGGGUGGUUCAGCAAAAAUAAUGGAUUCUAAAAAUGACAGUCCUCCACCUUAUGAGGAAGCACUGCACCAUCCGAAGUCUGGGACUGGCCCCUACCAGCCACAACAAGGCUCGCCUCUUCCACCACCUCCAUCUUACACCCCGAGUCCCGGCAUGUGCCACGGCCCGCCCAGCUACUGGGGCCAGGGAGGCGUCUGCCCGCAGGCCGGCAUGUGUGCAGGCCCUGGCUUCUCUCCAUCUCGGAUGCCCACCACAGUACCUACUCUGUCUGCCGGACUGCCUGCGUCCAACUUAGAAUACAUGGAGGAUUUUCUCAGCACCCAGUGGGAGAGCACAUCCAUCCGGCAUGCCUUCAUCAGAAAGGUUUACCUGAUUUUAACAGCGCAGCUUGCCGUCACCUUUUCAGUUGUUGCCGUCUUUACGUUUGUUGACCCAGUGAGGCUGUUUGUUAUCAGAUACCCGGGCAUCUACUGGGCAGCUUUAGUGGUUUAUUUCGUGGUCUACUGCGUUCUCGUCUGCUGCAAAGAGCCGAGGAGGCGUUUCCCGUGGAAUGUUGUGCUGUUGGGAAUAUUUACUCUGGCCUUGUCUUACUUGGCUGGAACAGUUUCAAGCUACUACGAAACAAAAGCGGUGCUUCUCGCCAUGGGAAUAACAGCAUUAGUCUGUAUAGCUGUGACCGUCUUCUGCUUCCAAACCAAGGUGGACUUCACCUCCUGCGGGGGACUCCUCUGCAUUGCUGGCGUGUUGCUCAUGAUCAUUGGGAUUGUCACGGCCGUCGUGCUCUCCUUCCAAUACGUCCCUUGGCUGCAUAUGCUCUACGCCGCAAUUGGAGCCGUCGUUUACACUCUGUUUUUAGUGUACAACACCCAGCUUCUCAUUGGUAAUCGAGAGCUGGCCAUCAGCCCAGAGGAGUACAUCUACGGAGCGCUCUCUCUCUACGUCGACAUCGUUCACAUCUUCCUCUUCAUCCUUCAAGUCAGCGGAGCUGCUACCGAAUGAGCCAACGGUCAGAUCUCACCUGCGGAGUCUGAAGAGUGCAUUGCGUUUGUUGACAGACACGAUGCUACGUAUGUACAAAAAGCGUGUAAAUCAUCAAUGUUUCAUCUAUGCUGUAUAUAUUUCUAUUUUUAUGUCAGUAACACUUGAGCACUUUGUUGCACUGUAUGAAGCAGGACGGGAUUUAUUUUAAGGGUCUCGAUUAGUGUGAAUGAAGAGAUGCAUAAGCUUCGCAUUCUGUAUAGCUGCGAUGUAAUAUUUAUUAUUUUGUGCGUGUUCGACAGUCGUCUAAACCGUUACUGCUAUCAAACGCUCUCACAAGUUGAUUCGGUUAAGCCUGAACUGACCCCCACCCAGACCCCGAAGAACGGAGACAAACAAGUUCCAGGUUAAGUUCUUCUUUUAUUAUCAGUGUUUAAUUCUAUUUAUUACUUACAAAACACCUGCAGUUACAGGCAUACGGCUGGACACCACGAUCAUUAGUCCAACGUCUGUGCUGGUAGUAGGAGGGACUGAGAUCUGUGUUAUUAAGGUUUUUUUCUAACCUCUCCAUAGUAA